GUAGUUUUCCUUGGGCGACUAGGCGUUAAAGCUAUGCAGAUGAGAACUACGCUUCCCAAAUCUUUCUGCGAGGACUGAGGCAGGGGGUUGCAAGGCUUCUCCUCUUUAGUUGGGUGAAGUCUUGGGCGCCCGGGAGAGUUGGCGGCGUGGCGAGUUCGAGGCUCCGUUGAACUGGGUCCCCUCGGAGGUUGAGGACGCGAAGGAAGGAAGUGGCCCGCCGGAGAGAUCUGUUCUACUUGCACUCGGGAGGGAAAAAUGAACAAAGAUGCACAAAUGAGAGCAACUAUUAAUCAAAAGUUAAUUGAAACAGGAGAACGAGAACGCCUUAAAGAAUUAUUGAGAGCCAAAUUAAUUGAAUGUGGUUGGAAAGAUCAGCUGAAGGCACACUGCAAAGAUGUCAUCAAAGAGAAAGGGCUAGAACAUGUUACUGUUGAUGAUUUGGUGGCAGAAAUUACUCCAAAAGGCAGAGCCUUGGUACCUGAUAGUGUAAAGAAAGAACUUUUACAAAGAAUAAGAACAUUUCUGGCUCAACAUGCCAGUCUCUGAUCCUUCCGCUUGAAUCUUACCAUGCUGUGUUCAGUGAAUCACGUGAAAAACUGGACGAACAUUUUUCAUGCUUCAGGGUUAAAGUUCACUAUUUUUUUUAAACAUUUAGUUUAUUUACUGCAAGUAUACUUCAAUAUACUGACUUCUUAAUCUUGAUGUUUUAAUAAAAACAAAACCCCAACAACCUGUGCUUAAAUGUUGAAAGCAAAGACUUUUUGCCAUUAAAACAGUAUUGUGUGACUUAAUGGGACUGACAUGUUUGAACAGUAAAUCACUUCUCUGCCAUCCUGCUAAACGAGUCCCAGCACAAAGGAUAAGAAAGAAUAAACACUAAGUAUUUGAUAUCAGUUGCAAAACAGCACAGCAGCAGAGCCCGCAGCAAGCUGCCAUAGCUCCAGGUGAUGGCACAUGACCAGUGACAUCACACAAAUACAGCCAUUACAUGCUUGCAGGGUGACUUCUGAUGGAAAUCACAGCAUUUGUGUGACAACAUCUUACAGAGUUUGUCAUUUGACCCCUUUCCCUCCACCCCAUGGAUGCCCAUGAAAGGAAUUAUUCCUCUGGAAUAUUGGAACAGACAGGGUAGUGGAGUAUAGAUUCUGCCUACUUUUAGCCUAUUACAGGUCAUAAUGAGUAAAUAACAUGAGUUCUUAAAAAAAAAAAAGAGGAAAGUAAUGUGGUAUUGCCAUGGCAAAGAAAGCCAGAUUCUGUAAUCUGCAAUGCAAUUUGGGCCAUGUAUAUCUAAUAUUCCUGCUGCUACAAGAUUGUCCAAAUGGAGACUGCUCUCAGAAAUUGUCAUUUCUCUGGUGAUGGUUAACUGACAUCAAGGCCUAAAAAACAAGAUUUAAAAAAAAACCCACCGCAGAUUCUGAAUACUCUAUAUUUUUCAUACCUCACUUACCUGACAGAAUCCUGAAUAAAACACUAUUUGCAAUCCUA
Python bivittatus (Burmese python) is the source of this 1485-nucleotide messenger RNA. RefSeq names its product ENY2 transcription and export complex 2 subunit (gene ENY2). The record is from RefSeq and is a predicted model, not a curated record. NCBI's taxonomy places the organism in Eukaryota, Metazoa, Chordata, Lepidosauria, Squamata, Pythonidae. Gene Ontology annotation, molecular function: transcription coactivator activity. Gene Ontology annotation, biological process: mRNA export from nucleus; positive regulation of DNA-templated transcription. Gene Ontology annotation, cellular component: nuclear pore; SAGA complex.